AAAAAAAAAAAAAAAAAGAAGAAGAAGAAGAAGAAGAAAAUACGCCAUUGAUUCGCCUAGAUCAUCUGAAGUUUUAUUGGAAAACGGUUGUCCGUUCCUACUAUACCGGCUUCCCCUCCACCUUACAUAUGAAUCCCCUCACGGCCCCGUCACGGGCGGAAGCAGAGUGGUUUGCCGUCGGCCUGGCCUCGUCCUUCCCCGAUCUCGGCUCGGACGACGGCAACCUCGCCAAACCACGGAUCUGCAAGGGGGAAGCCACUCCGGGAUGCAAGGUCUUCCAUGUCCCUAGAACAGAUAGCUCUCGAGGGACCCAGGUGCCCGUUGCAGCCGACUCCUUUGAGACACGCGAGGGAAGGAGGGGAGGCUUAAAGGAACAGGUCCUCGUGUUCCGAUAUAAGGGCAAGUUUCAUGCGGUCGACCACCAAUGUCCUCACUCCUCCUUCCCGCUUUCUCAAGGCAUACCUUUUGAUAUCGAGGAUUUUGGCGUCGUUCUCAGUUCCGGGCUCAUGUGUCCGAAGCAUGACUGGUCUUUUGACCUGUUCACUGGGACGUCGGACCGUGGGAAUUACAAACUGGGGGUGUGGGAGGUCCAGUUGCGUGAGGUGGGCGGAGAAGGACGGACAAUAUCCAGAGAGGAGGUUGAUGCUGGGGUUGAGACCGCAUGCACAGAUAAAGAGGUGUGGGUGAGGAGAAAACAGAGAAUAGGCUAGCCAACUCCAAUUUGUCGUUUUAACAUUUUCUGGACCGGUCUCUCCGUUUCGCAAUAAGAGUUCUCAUC
Sodiomyces alkalinus F11 is the source of this 778-nucleotide messenger RNA. Its product is annotated as Rieske domain-containing protein. The transcript has 2 exons. Lineage: Eukaryota; Fungi; Ascomycota; Sordariomycetes; Glomerellales; Plectosphaerellaceae. Gene Ontology annotation, molecular function: 2 iron, 2 sulfur cluster binding. The record is from RefSeq and is a predicted model, not a curated record. The coding region runs from base 129 to 710 and encodes 193 amino acids.